CAGACUGAGUACAAUGACGAACUGUAUACUUGUUUGUACACAAAGUCGUCAAGGUUGUGUGUGUACAGAUUUGUACAACCUUUGCUUUCGACUUCUUUCGAAAGCAAAGUUAUUGUUCCCGUCCUCUUAUCAUCUUUUUUCUCUUUUUCUGUAACGAAAAAAAACCUUUUACAGUCACGACCCAGGACGAACGAUACGACUUUUUGCCCUUUUUUUUCCAGCAUGGAUCAUCAACAACCGCAGCAGCACCAGCUUGAUGAAAUCGCUAGCCAUAGCUUUACUUUCUAUUCCACAGACCAAGAACCGGCUUUCAAUGUGUCCUACAAUUCUGCUGCGAUGAGUCCAUACCAUGUUGUUGGACACGACGGCAGUCACACGCGCCAAUUGUCUGUCGAAGACUUACAGCAGCAGGGCUUACAGUAUCCAAACAUGAUGAUGCCUACUCAUCAAUAUCACGAUCCGUAUAACACAUCUCCGGUGCCUCAUGUUCCCAUUCCCCUUUCCCAUUCUCCUCCGCCUCCUUCGCCUGAGCUUUACGAUCCUCUUUCGCCUCCCGUCUCUGGUUCGGACACUUCUGCCGACGGCUUGUACAAUAGCAGCGGCAACAAUUCCCCUUCUUCGUCCCGUGCCAACAGUCUUGUCCACCGGCACACCCGCUAUAAUCCUACGCCUUCUCCCACCAGCUCGUCUGGCAGGCGGAGCCGCGGACGAUCCCAAGACUCCGACGAGGACGAGAUGGGUCCCUACCAAGAAAACCUUGCUCACUCUAGGAAAGAGGCCACCCGAAAACAAAGGAUAGAGGCGGAACAACGGCGCCGAGACGAACUCCGAGACGGUUAUGCCAAACUGAAGGACGUCCUUCCUGUGUCCAACCAGAAAAGUAGUAAGGUAUCGCUACUAGAACGAGCGACCAACCACAUCAUUCAUCUCGAAGCUGUGAACCGUGAACUGCAGACUCGACUCGCGGCAUUGGAGUCGGAGAUGCAUAGGCUUCGUAAUCUCAACGAGAAAAUCUCGCUCACGUCAAACACACCCUCUCCUGGGAUGUUUUCGGAAGCACGGCCACUCUCACCUCCGCCAGAUAUGCCUCCUCAAACAAUCAUUCCCAGCCGUGUACAUCAUGUUCAGUCGGACAACUCGGGUCAUUCUAGUCCAUCGAUGUCGGAUGGUGGCUAUCAAUGAGAUGAAAAAAUUGUUUUUGCUUGCUCUUCACAACAAAAGGACUGCUUUUAAUCAUCUUCUAUCACGCAUUCUUUCCAUCUUUUUUCUCGCAAUUCCUCUUUGUUCUCUUCGUCUGCAGUUCAGCUUUUGGUCGCAUAGAUUAUCAAUUCCACGGGGUCAGGCUCAGUCGAGCGAGUGAGGACGCUGGGUCGUAUAGUGCUGUGCGCUCUGGCUAUUACUUUCCUGCGAACCCUCGCAAACAUCAAUUCUCCAACUUGACGUUGAGGGGUUCUUGUCCGACUGCAGCGUGUUGAUGCUAUCGUACUGCCAUCUCGUCGAUCGAUAUCACUCGAAAUAAAUUCCUGG
Molecule: messenger RNA, 1527 nt
Organism: Lentinula edodes (shiitake mushroom)
Lineage: Eukaryota; Fungi; Basidiomycota; Agaricomycetes; Agaricales; Omphalotaceae
Exons: 3
Coding region: 223-1182 (319 amino acids)
Biological process (GO): regulation of transcription by RNA polymerase II
Molecular function (GO): DNA-binding transcription factor activity, RNA polymerase II-specific; protein dimerization activity; RNA polymerase II cis-regulatory region sequence-specific DNA binding
Source: RefSeq, a predicted model, not a curated record